Messenger RNA from Iphiclides podalirius (scarce swallowtail), 816 nucleotides. The record is from the annotation of a GenBank genome assembly. NCBI's taxonomy places the organism in Eukaryota, Metazoa, Arthropoda, Insecta, Lepidoptera, Papilionidae.
AUGACAUUAGCUGCGAGGUUAUCUCCCCAAAAUGCAUGUGUGGAAGUGGGGGUGCCCCUUAACAAUUGGUCAACGGGUGUGGCAUGCUGCCCAAACUGCAGACACGAGCUUCGUGUGUCGCUAGCAACGUGCAAUGGGAAGAACCAUGCAGUACAUCCACAGACACCAGUCACUCCCAUCACACCACCUUUCACAAUCCACCCUUCGUACCUUCCACAAUCACCAUUAUAUGCAGCUCCAUCAUCACCAUUAAUACCUUCGCCAUACAAUGACGAAUUAAGGCGACUAGCGGACACUUUAAGAGCACUGAGGCUCUCCGGGUGGUACUAUGGAAACUUAGAUUGGCAGGGUGCUCGUAGCUUAUUAAAGGACGCUAGUGUGGGUGCCUUCGUUAUAAGGGAUUCAGGGGAUAGAAAUUUCAUCUUCUCACUAUCAGUUCAAACGGAAAGAGGCCCCACAUCUGUGAGACUACAUUUUGAGGAGGGCUUUUUUAGAUUAGACUGUGAUAGGCCGCUGGCGAGGUAUAUGCCGCGCUUCAGAUGCGUUGUCGAGCUGGUGCAGCACUACACGCGCGUCGGCGACAGGGGUGCUGCCGGCACGGUGUGGGUCGACCGUGAGGGUUGCACACACUCGCCUGUAUUACUCAGGACACCCCUACGAAAAACCCCACCUACGCUGCUACACGCCGCCCGGCUGGCUGUCCACAAAGCGCUCUCCAACCCCCUAAGGCCGAAAAUUUGGUGCGCUCCCAAGCACAGGCUCUUACCUCUACCAUCGACUCUCAUAGACUACCUCGGCGAAUAUCCGUACUCGAUC